AUGUGGAACUUUCCCGACUGUCUGGGUGCUGUAGAUGGAAAACACGUUCGAAUUACUCCACCACCUCAUUCAGGCUCUUACUAUUAUAAUUAUAAAGGAUUCCAUAGUAUGGUACUUAUGGCUAUAGUAAAUGCCAAUUACGAAAUCUUCUAUUUUCACUUUGGAACUAGCAGAAGAAUUUCGGAUGAAGGUGUAUCAAAAUCUAGUAAAUAUUAUGGAAAGUUGAUCUCUGGAAGAUUAAAUAUACCUAAGCCAGAAAAAAUAGAACACAGCGAUCGAACUUCACCCUAUGUUUUUAUUGGAGAUGACUCUUUUUCAUUAGGAGAAAAUUCACUGAAACCGUUUCCUCAGAAACAUUUGAGCAAAGAAAAAGCCACUUUUAAUUACAGAGUGUCAAGAGCGCGUCGUAUAAUUGAAAAUGUUUUCGUAAUUUUGGCAGCUAGAUUUCGAAUAUUUUAUACUGAACCCAGUUGA
Molecule: messenger RNA, 474 nt
Organism: Diorhabda sublineata
Lineage: Eukaryota; Metazoa; Arthropoda; Insecta; Coleoptera; Chrysomelidae
Exons: 1
Coding region: 1-474 (157 amino acids)
Source: RefSeq, a predicted model, not a curated record